AUCUAAAAAUCUAAAAAACACCUUAAAUAAAAUAAAAAUAAAAAUAAAAAAAAUGGCAUUUCUCAGGUCAGUAGUGGCUUCAACAACCGCCAUUGCAGCUGCCUCUGCUAUACCUGUAGCUUUUGCUCUUUCAUCUUCUUCUUCUUCUUCUUUGUCGUUUCGAUCUAUUCGAUUUUCCAGACCCCAAAACCUUCCCUGUCUCUCGUCCACACAAUCUCUUUUCCCAAAUCAGUUGGGCCUCGUCGGAAGCUUCACUCAGCCACACUCGGCUCUUCACAUGGUCGGACCCGUAUCAGAAGAAAAGCCCUCCUCUCAGAGUGAUGAUGCCGUCUUGCCAGAGCUUCUGACGGAAUACAUGGUGGAUAUGAAGUGUGAGGGCUGUGUUAACGCUGUCAAGAAUAAGCUGGAAACAGUUAAUGGAGUUAAAAGUGUUGAAGUGGACCUGAGCAAUCAGGUAGUAAGAGUUCUUGGUUCAGCCUCUGUGAAGACCAUGACCGAAGCUUUGGAGCAGACGGGUCGAAAAGCCAGACUAAUUGGGCAGGGCGUUCCUGAAGAUUUCUUGGUCUCUGCGGUUGUGGCAGAAUUCAAAGGCCCAGAUAUUUUCGGGGUGGUUCGAUUGGCACAGGCGAAUAUGGAAUUGGCUAGGAUUGAAGCCAAUUUUAGUGGAUUGUCCCCAGGGAAACAUGGAUGGUCUAUUAAUGAAUUUGGUGAUCUCACAAGAGGGGCUGCAAGCACUGGGAAAGUGUUUAACCCAACAAGUGAAGAACCUGCCAAUGAGCCAGUUGGUGACCUGGGAACAUUAGACGCUGAUGAGAAAGGUGAGGCCUUUUUCUCAGGAGUCAAACCGAAGCUGAGAGCAGCCGAUUUGAUUGGACGGUCAAUAGUGGUAUAUGGAACAGAAGACAAAUCGGAUUCUGGUAUCGCAGCUGCAGUAGUUGCUAGAAGUGCCGGUGUUGGUGAAAACUACAAAAAGCUUUGCACCUGUGAUGGCACCACCAUAUGGGAAGCCACCAACAACGACUUCGUCACCGGCAAGGUCUAAUAUUACCUUAUGAAAACACCAUAUAGUGCACAUGCUGGAGUUGAAUUUUUAUAUAGUUUCUGUAGUUUGCAGUCUCUGUGUUUCUCUAAAAAUUAGCUACUUAUGUGUAAUUGUCAUACACUAUUUAAUGUUAUAAAGGCUGAACCAUGAAAUCAUGACCUCUUCCUUUGUAUGAUUUUUGCAAUGAAUAAUGAUUACGACAGGAAGGAGAUUCGUGGAUGUGCAUACUUGCGGUG
Molecule: messenger RNA, 1278 nt
Organism: Morus notabilis
Lineage: Eukaryota; Viridiplantae; Streptophyta; Magnoliopsida; Rosales; Moraceae
Product: copper chaperone for superoxide dismutase, chloroplastic/cytosolic
Exons: 6
Coding region: 53-1042 (329 amino acids)
Biological process (GO): removal of superoxide radicals
Molecular function (GO): copper ion binding; superoxide dismutase activity
Source: RefSeq, a predicted model, not a curated record